AUGAACAUGGUGCGAUUGACGCCGUUGCGCCUCGUGUGCGCUUCAGUCGUGCUCUGCGCCCUGUUCUUCUCCUCCCUGAUCCUUCGGCUCCUUCACGGCGGGCGCGGCUAUGAGCUCGUGUCGCACGACCGGCUCCCAGCUGCGCCUCCACCACCAUCCAGGCCUGCGAUAGACUUUGGUCAAGAGUGUUCGCCCUUCACGUCAGGCGUCAUGGAGGGCGUCACGUUUGUGCUCAAGAUUGGCGCGGGGGAAGUCGCGUCCCAGUUGCCUCUCUUCUUGAACCGGCUGGGAAGAUGCAAACUGGACUUGCUCAUCUUCUCCGAUCGCAAGCAGUCGUACAAUGGCUUCGACAUAGCAGACGCCCUCGCCCACCUGCGCCCUGAAUAUCGGUUCAAGAACCCAGACUUUGACGUGUACGACCACAUUCAGAAUGCGAAUGACACGGCGGAGAAGACCGAGGAAGGCUGGCGGCUGGACAAGUACAAGUUCCUACCCAUGAUGGAGUGGACGUCGUACCUGCGCCCAGAGUCGCGGUGGUAUAUCUUUGUCGAACUGGACACGUAUGUCAAUUACGACAACAUGUAUCGCUUCCUGUCCAACUUCAACCCCAAGGCGGCCCAUUACUUUGGAUCUCCCGUCUGGCCCAAGAAGAAGAAGACGAUAUUCGCACAUGGAGGCAGUGGCUUUGUCCUUUCACGCGCUGCUUUGGACAAAAUCAUGGCCCUUGGCCGGAUGUUUGGGGAGAACAAGCAUUUUCCUGGCACCCACUUCUUCGGUGUCGAUGUCAAGGACCAGUGUUGUGGGGAUCAAGUGCUCGCGCAGGUGCUCAAGAAGAGCGGGGUGCCCCUUCAUGGAUACUGGCCCAUGUUCAAUGGCGAAAAGCCAACCACGAUGCGCUAUAACGAGGAGCAGUGGUGUGAGGCCAUCAUCACCAUGCAUCACCUGGCCGAGGAUGACUUCACCGGCUUGACACAGUGGGAGCGAACGAGGUCACAUCCGAGCAGACCGCUCAUAUUUGAGGAAAUGUUUACCAUGAUCGAGCCGCUCCUCAAGGACAAGGCAGAAGACUGGUCCAACAUGUCGGAAGAUGUUACAUACAAAAAAGGGAAGAGCGCAGCCAAGUCAUUUGACAAGUGUUCAAAGGCUUGCCACAGUGAUGGCAAAUGCCUGCAGUUUGAACAUUCCGGAACCGAGUGUCGCCUCGGUUAUUCCAUCCGGCUUGGGCAUCAUCAGCAACCUGAAGAUGACCGGACAUGGACAUCGGGAUGGAUGUUAGGUCGGAUUCAAGCUUUCAAGCAAGCCCGCUCACCCUGUCAAGGCGCACAUUUUGUCCAUUCAAAUCCCUGA
This is a messenger RNA of Plenodomus lingam JN3, 1347 nucleotides long. RefSeq lists its product as uncharacterized. NCBI's taxonomy places the organism in Eukaryota, Fungi, Ascomycota, Dothideomycetes, Pleosporales, Leptosphaeriaceae. Gene Ontology annotation, molecular function: N-acetylgalactosaminide beta-1,3-galactosyltransferase activity. The record is from RefSeq and is a predicted model, not a curated record. Gene Ontology annotation, cellular component: membrane.